Molecule: messenger RNA, 1238 nt
Organism: Patiria miniata (bat star)
Lineage: Eukaryota; Metazoa; Echinodermata; Asteroidea; Valvatida; Asterinidae
Product: echinoidin-like
Exons: 2
Coding region: 89-649 (186 amino acids)
Molecular function (GO): signaling receptor activity
Source: RefSeq, a predicted model, not a curated record
ACGGACUAGUCUGCCCUCUGUUAAAAUCCCAAAGAGUAAAAGUAUUAUACUCUUAUUCUCAAUCUAGCGUUACCAUCUCAAGUUCAGCAUGAUGAACACAAUCUUUCCCACUUUCCUUUUUGCUUAUCUCGUCACCACGUCUUGGGCCUACUACGGCACCAAGGCCCAGACCGACCCCUCCUGCCCCGCCUUUUUCACCAGCUUCGGUGACUCCUGCUACCGUUUCUUCGGUGAGGUUUUGCCGUGGGGUGAGGCCGAGGCCCACUGCCGGCAGUACUUCUCCCCUGUGGGAACACAGGGCCAUCUCGUGUCCAUCCACAGUGAUGCGGAGAAUGCGUUCAUCUAUGAGUUAUGGAGGAGCUCCAAGAUUGUGCCGUCUUCGGUUAGUGGCAGCUACAACAGAUUUGACUCGGUCUGGACCGGCCUGAACGACAUAUCGGUGGAAGGCAACUACCAAUGGAGCGACAAUAGCCCCGUGAGGUACAAGAUGUGGGCCGGCCAAGAACCGAACGGAUCGAAUGAGAAGGACGACUGUAUACACAUGAUGGACAUCCAUGGGCAGGGUAUACCAGGGGCAUGGAACGACAUUGACUGUGGUCACAACGGCGGUUUGCCAUUCAUAUGCAAACUCAAAAUGACCAAAUAUUGAGGACUUAGCCAAGGAAACAGGGUGGAAAAUCUUAGUGUUUUUGGUCACAAAAUGAAUCUGUACGUGUUUUGAUACGAAGUCGAUAAAAUCGCAUAUCGAAGAAGCAAGAUACAGAAAAGAUAGACAACACUUAUGAAAAAAACAUAGUUAAUUGAUAGGUUAAACCUGUGUGGUAGAAUAUCAGACUUCGAUUUGAAAGACUGAUUGUUGGGUGCAGUGUUGGGGGUAGCCUAGUCUAUGUAAUAGACCCUUGUGCAGGGCUCCGUGGACGACGGGUGAUACUCAGAAUAGGGGUAGCCCGAGGUUCAAGACAAUUGUAGCCACUUUAUAAUUGAAAAUCAACUGCAAACGUUCUUGAAAAAUAAUAUAUUUUGAUCUGCCCUUUUUGAAGCAUUUUUAUGAAUUAAAACAAUAAUGUGUUUUAUUAAUAAUAUCUUCAUGAUUCUUCAUAAUUAACUUAUACCUUUGUCAGUUCCAUUGUUUUUUUCCCCGAAAGGUUUAGUUUAAGUCACAAUUUAGUCCUGAUUUAAUAUUUAAGUGACAAAAAGCUGGGUCGUUUUUUGUUAAAAUGCACCACAAAGUAUAAAUG